AUGUUGUUGACGCUGUACCGUAUGCUCUCGACACCGCACGGGCGACGACUCAUCGGAGAUGCUGACGUUGCUGCGAACGGCUUGAGCCUUUCUCGCAACGGCACGAAACUCUUGUCGUCGCUCUAA
Molecule: messenger RNA, 126 nt
Organism: Peronospora matthiolae
Lineage: Eukaryota; Oomycota; Peronosporomycetes; Peronosporales; Peronosporaceae
Source: the annotation of a GenBank genome assembly